Molecule: messenger RNA, 1021 nt
Organism: Durio zibethinus
Lineage: Eukaryota; Viridiplantae; Streptophyta; Magnoliopsida; Malvales; Malvaceae
Product: expansin-A10-like
Biological process (GO): plant-type cell wall organization
Cellular component (GO): extracellular region
Source: RefSeq, a predicted model, not a curated record
UUGUUUAUGGAGUAUUUUUUUCAUAUGCAGGGCAAUGGGGCAUUUGGGGUUUCUUGUAGUUGUAUUACUCUCAGUUCUCAACUUUGUUCAUGGUUUUCCAAGUAAUAAUCAUGCCCAUCAUCGAUACCUUGGACCCUGGAUCAAUGCUCAUGCCACUUUCUAUGGAGGUGGUGAUGCUUCUGGAACAAUGGGUGGAGCUUGUGGCUAUGGAAACCUAUACAGCCAAGGUUAUGGUGUUAACACAGCAGCAUUGAGCACUGCAUUGUUUGACAAUGGCUUGAGCUGUGGUGCAUGCUAUGCGCUCAGGUGUGUCAAUGACCCACAAUGGUGCCUGCCUGGUUCCAUUGUGGUCACAGCCACAAACUUCUGUCCUCCAGGAGGCUGGUGUGACCCUCCUAAUCAUCACUUUGAUCUCUCUCAGCCAAUUUUUCAACACAUUGCCCAAUACAGAGCUGGUAUUGUUCCUGUAAUUUACAGAAGGGUGAGGUGCAGGAGAAAUGGAGGUAUCAGGUUCACAAUUAAUGGACAUUCCUACUUCAAUUUAGUACUUAUCACCAAUGUUGGAGGUGCUGGGGACGUUCAUUCUGUAGCCAUUAAAGGUUCGAGGACCAGAUGGCAGCCAAUGUCAAGAAACUGGGGCCAGAACUGGCAAAGCAAUUCUUACCUUAAUGGACAAAAACUCUCUUUUCUUGUCACAACCAGUGAUGGCCGCAGUGUCAUCUCUUACAAUGUUGCUCCAGCCGGUUGGUCCUUUGGACAGACUUACACUGGAGGCCAGUUUAGGUUUUAACUACCCUUUAACAAAUAUGAUAUUACAGUAAAAAAAUGUCUGAUGUGAGUUGAAAAAAAAAAAAGAAUUUAUAGUACUAGAAAAUAUUAGCACGAGGGGUGAAUCUUGGGUCAACAUUGAUUUUUCAAUGGCCCUUUCCUGUGUAGUUAUAAUUAUGAGUUUUUGCAGUUCUGUUGGCUUUGAAUUGAAGCCUGGAAGUAACUGCUGUGGGAAGGGAGAGAGAGAGAGAGA